Molecule: messenger RNA, 5340 nt
Organism: Entrophospora candida
Lineage: Eukaryota; Fungi; Glomeromycota; Glomeromycetes; Entrophosporales; Entrophosporaceae
Source: the annotation of a GenBank genome assembly
AUGGAUCAAGUUAAAACAACUGUUACAGCAAAAAGAAGACUUGACCAUUUCACUCAAUCUCUAAAACCGCAGGCUUUUCAAAAUGACAAAAAUGAUGAUAUGACAAAAUACGGUGUUCAUACAUCAUUUAAUCCUGAAAAGAAAAUUACCACAAUUCGUAUCGGUGAUGUUUCUUUAAACAUAACGGAAUCAAAAAAUCUCGAACUUGUUCCCGAAUACCUUGAACCACUUUAUGAAGAGUCGCAAGAAAUCCUUCGACAUUUAAGAUGGAUGAUGCAAAAAGAUAAACUUGGCCAAGAUAUAUUUCUCAUAGGCCCGCCGGGAAACCUACGUAGAGCCCUUGUACUAAGAUAUGCUCAAUUAACAAAUCGAGAAAUCGAGUAUGUUCCAUUAUCAAAGGACUGCACCGAUUCUGAUCUUAGACAACGUAGAGAAAUAUCUGGUGGGACAGCAUAUUAUGUAGAUCAAGCAUGUGUAAGAGCUGCAAUAAACGGCAGGAUUUUGAUUUUGGAUGGAAUAGAAAAGGCAGAGAGAAACGUGCUCCCUAUAUUAAAUAAUUUAUUAGAAAAUAGAGAAAUGGCUUUGGAGGAUGGUAGAUUUUUGGUUCAUCCAAAGCGUUAUGAUUUGUUGAUGAAAUCAAAAAAUAAAAGUUUAAUGAAAAAUUGGAAAUUGGUUAAGACAUCAGAACGAUUCAUUGUGGUGGCUUUAGGCUUACCUAUCCCACCUUAUGUAGGGCAUCCAUUAGAUCCGCCAUUGAGAUCUAGAUUUCAAUCAAGAGACAUAAAGCAACCAAGUUUUUAUACGCAAGUUAAUCAUUUAAAAAAAAUAGCUCCCGGUGUUACUGAUGAAGUAAUUGAACGUUUGGUUUCUGUUGCCAUUGUACUCAGAACUCUUCAACGGGAAGGAAGUGAGGGAGUUGUAAUACCAGAAUUCCCUCUUUCAAUUGAUCUUAGUAUUAUGAUUAUUCAAAGUUUCCCAAACAUUGAAUUACGCUUCUUAUUAGAUCUGUUAUAUCCAUGGCCAUUAUUACCCACAUGCGAGAAUCAACAAAUGAGCAUCAUAGAAGCUACAUAUCAUCGUUUUGGAAUGCUUUUGUAUAUAGAAACUAACACAGAAAAUAGUGAGGGCAAUCAACAAAAAAGUGAAGUAAUAGUUCAAUGUUCAUCAGGUUAUCAAGUAAUUAACAUUAAAAAGUCUGAAACAAUAGAAAACCCCUCUUCAAGUGACCUCUCCAUUUAUCAAAUUGAAUUGACUUUUAAACCAAAAGACUCAAACAACAAAAAUAUUACAACUAAAGUUUUUGGUGGUGCCGGCGUCCCUUCACCAGCUGAAUUUUUUGUGGAAACAGAUUAUCACAAAACCAUUUUUAAUUCGAUGUUAAUAGCGCAUUCUGUUAGUGAUUUUUGUGUAAUUGGAGUGAAAGGUUGUGGAAAAAGUGCUUUGAUUAGACAUUUUGCAAAAAACCUUGGUUACACUGUUGAAUAUAUACCACUUUAUAAAGAUAUGUCAGCACGAGACCUUCUUCAACAUCGGAGUACAACAUUUGCAGGUGAUACUGUUUGGGAAGAUUCAUUAUUAAUCAAAGCAGCAUUAUCUGGAAAUUUAGCUAUAAUGGAUGGUAUUGACACACUUUCAUAUGGAACACUUGUAACCCUACAACGCUUAAUUAAAGAACGUGAAAUUUCAUUACCUAAUGGAAAUAAAUUGAUUCAUCCUAUUAGAUAUAAGAAUUUAAUGCAGAAAUAUGGAUUCACAGACAAGCAGUUACAUAAUAAAGGCAUUUUUAUGAUUCAUCCUGCUUUUAGGAUUGUAACAUUAGCUCGACCUGUUAGCGGUAGUGGCGAUGAAGGAAAACCCGGUUCAUGGCUAUCGCCUGAAAUCGUCUCUUUGUUUCAUUUUAUUGUUGUAAGACCAUUGAAAUAUUUGGAAGAAAUGCAUGUUCUCGAAAGCUUGUCACCAGGGGUAGAUAGAAAUAACCUUUCUUUGCUUUUACAAUUUGCUAAUCGGCUGCGUCAAGACAAAGAUGAAACCAUUAAGAUGUUAUCUAAUGCUCUUUCUACAAGACAAUUGAUCCGUAUUUGUCGACGUCUAGCAGUGUUUCCUGAUGAAAGUUUACAUCAAGCUAUCCAUAAAGUUUCUUUAUCAAAAUUUUUGCCUUCUUUAGCAAAAGAUGCAUUAGAAGAAUUAUUAGUAAAAAAUGGCGAACAUUUACUUUUAAUUGGCAAUCAAGGAGUAGGAAAAAAUAAGUUAGCAGAUUAUUUUUUGCAACUUUUAAAAUUACCAAGAGAGUAUAUACAAUUACAUCGUGAUACGACUGUUCAAAGUUUAACCGUUACGCCUUCCAUAGUAGACGGUGUCUUACAAUUUGAGGAUUCUCCAUUAGUAAGAGCUGUUAAAAACGGGUAUAUAUUGGUUGUUGAUGAGGCUGACAAAGCACCAACAUAUGUAACGUCAAUUAUAAGGAAUCUUUUAGAAGAUGGACAAAUGGUACUAGGAGAUGGUAGAAGAAUAUUAUCAUCCAUUACAACUGAAAAUAUGAAAGAAGAAUGUAUUGUCAUUCAUAGAAAUUUUAGAAUGAUUGUUCUUGCUAACAGACCAGGUUAUCCAUUUCUUGGUAAUGAUUUUUACCGUGAGGUUGGAGAUGUUUUCAGUUGUCAUGCAGUAGAUAAUCCUGGUCCAGACUCUGAGAUGUUUUUAUUACGCAAAUAUGCACCUGACGUCCCAGAAGAUUUAUUAUUGAAGUUAACAGCUGCGUUUAGUGAUUUAAGAAAAUUAGUAGACGAGGGAUUAAUCAGUUACCCUUAUUCAACCAGAGAAUUGGUUAAUGUUGUUAAACAUAUGCAGGAGUUUCCUAAAGAAGGCAUUGCACGUAUUUUACAAAAUAUUUUUGAUUUUGAUCAAUAUGAUCAAGAGUCAAAAGAGCUUUUGUUCAAGGCUUUUGAAAAGCAUGGAAUACCUGUUGCGCUAGAAUCGGAAUUUAUGAUAAAUUUAGGUGAAAAAAUAUCAUUAAGUGAUCCAAUUGUAACGGAAGUUUGGACAAAAACUGGAAAUAAAAUUAAAUAUUGUGAAAUUAAAAAAGAAGAAAUUUUAAUGAAAGAUGGUUGGGAAAUUCCAGUUGGAACCCCUAAAGAGCUUGAAAGGACUGAAGGCAGAACCAUGACCUUUACUGAACAGACAUACAGUUUUAAAAUACCUACACGCGGGGAAGCAUUAGACAUAGUAGGAUUGUCUGAUGGAUCUUUAUUUGUUGUUACGACAAAUCCUAUUACAUUACACGCAAUCAAUCAAAAUCAUCGAAAAAUUAGAAGCAUGGAUUUGUAUGAAUAUUUUCCAUUACAAAAAGCACCACCAGGGUUAAAGAUGACAAUAGUACAAACACAAGAAAAUGGCUGGUAUUUGUUAUUGCAUGAUCCAAUAGCAAAUUCACUGCUUUGCAUUGACUUUGCAAGAAGUCCAAAAAUGUCUGUCUUGGUUUUUUUAAAUAAAAUCCCUUUGACAGGGUUAAAUCCAACAAAAUCUGUAAUGUUAAAAGACUUUGAAUCUACUGGUAUUUUAGUUUUCUACCAGAGCGAAAGAUCAACUAUUCUAAUGUUAGAUUUUAAUAUAAAUACAAUGUAUACAAUUGAAGUGCCUGUUAAAAUUUCAAAAUUAUUUUUGCUUAAACCAAAUGCAUGGUUACUCAGAGAUAGUGUUAGCGGACAUUAUCAUAUCGUUUACGCAAAUAACCUUGAUGGGCAGAAUUUGGUUCCAAACAUCAUACUGCAAAUUGAUAUAAAGAGUUUGCUGAAGCCUACCCCAGAUGAAAUUACUUUCAUAUCCCAAGAUGUAAUUCAACAAGCAAGUUUCAUGUCUACAAGAUUUUUACAAAGUAAUGAUGAUUCUAUAGCUGCUUCUAUUAUUUUAAAUUCGCCCGAGACUUUGGUUGACGAUAUUAAAACUGAAAUCAUUUCAUAUAUGAGAAAGCCUGGAGAUGAUUGCAAAAAUUAUUUCAAUGAUAUUAAAAAUUCCUCUAUAUCGCUUAAGAAGACAGGACAAUUGGCAACUGUUAUUCCAUUAAAGGACGGGAGAAGUGUAGGAAAUUUAGAGAUAUUUAAUCCUGUUGAAAAUGCGUUAUGGCGCAUUACAAUUCCUUUAGCAAUCCAAGUGCCUAGUUUCAGCAUAAGUGAUUCAAGACCUAUCGAAAAUCCCUAUUUAUAUUUUGAUAGAAUAGCAGCAACACUGUUAGAAUUACCUAAUGGAGAUUUAUUAACAAUGGAUAUUAGUGGCGUUGUACGUAUAUGGCAAGUGGACGCUGGUCAAUUAAUUUUGGCUGCCAAUACUUGGAGAAAACUCGUUGGAAAUCUAGAUCAGCAAAAGGAAAGAUCCGGGAAUGAGGUUGAACAAAUAUUUCAAGACAGGAUCGAUGGUGGCGAUUCAUUGAAUUUAAUGGGUAGAGAACCUACCUUUAUAGAUGUUAGUAAACUGAGUUUGAGAACUGAAAUCCCACCACCUAUCAAACUUACAGCAGCACAAAGAGAUUUGCAUGAGUUGACUAUGCGUAAAAAACGAGAACAAAUAAAUAUGACACAAGAAAAUAUGAAUUUAUUUCAAUCAUAUUUAGUGAAUGUGCAAAAGGAGAUUCAUGAAUUGCGUGUGAUUUUGGAAAGUAUAGAGGCCAAAAAAAAAGAACGUGUUUGGCUUAAGAAUCAAAGUUCUGGAGAUAUUGAUGAUACUAAACUGAUUGAAGGAUUGACUGGAGAAAGUAAUAUUUAUAAGAGACGUGGUGAUAAUGAUCCUGAUUUAGGGUUUUUUCAGGAUAAACCUAAAAAAAUGUUUUUUGCUUUUGAUCUUAGUGCAAGUAUGUUUAGGUUUAAUUCUCACGAUAGAAGAUUAGAUAGAUCUAUGGAAAAUAAAUUUCAGUACCGUAUUGUUGGGCAUAGUGGAGAUUCACCGAAUGUAGAAUUUGUUAAAGAAGGAAAAUAUCCACGAAAUGAAAAGGAAGAGUUCAAAAUAUUAAGCCAAAUGUAUUUACACUCGCAAUUUUGCCUCAGCGGCGACAAUACUCUAAAUGCAACGGCUAAUGCUAUAAAAGAAAUAACAAAAGAAGAGGCUGAUGACUAUUUCGUUGUAAUACUUUCUGAUGCAAACAUCGCACAAUAUAACAUUAAUCCAACGGAUAUUUCAAAAACACUAAAAUCAGAUGAUAGAGUGAAUGCAUUUAUAAUAUUCAUUGGAUCUAUACAAAAUCAAGCCGAAAGACUUCGUGAUAGUCUUACCGGACAUGCACAUGUUUGUAUGGAUAAUAAGGAUUUACCGAAAAUUAUGAAAUCAAUUUUUUUAGCUUCAAUGUUAAAAGGCUAA